AUGGCGGUUUAUAUCCUCAAGCUUCCUAUUUCAUAUAUAUAUCUCGGGCUGUGGCAUGGGGAAUGUCUUUUAAACGGGACUGACCUGCGUGAAGCCAUCUUCACGGCCCUGGGCCACACUAUACAAAGAACCAAACGGCGGGACAUUCUGCAGAGAGUUAUUGAUGUUACAGAGACCCAAGUGAAUCACGUCAAGGACCCGCGCUGCCCGUCUCUAAUGGUUGGGCUUUAUAUAUCUAUACUCUCGCUCAACACCAGGUACCAAUGUGAGCUCUUUGAUAGUGUUGAACUCCAGGCUUCUGGAAAAAUACCAGAGCUAGAUGGCUAUCUUGGUCACAUUCUAGAUGUCUGGAACUUGAAGACAACCCAAGGUUGA
This is a messenger RNA of Microsporum canis CBS 113480, 375 nucleotides long. RefSeq lists its product as uncharacterized. NCBI's taxonomy places the organism in Eukaryota, Fungi, Ascomycota, Eurotiomycetes, Onygenales, Arthrodermataceae. The record is from RefSeq and is a predicted model, not a curated record. Bases 1 to 375 code for a protein of 124 amino acids. The transcript is spliced from 2 exons.